AUUUUUAAAAUGUUAGGCCAAAAUUGGGUGUCAACAGUACUCUCUAAGGAGCAUUUUAGAGUUCAGAACAAGUUGCCGACUAAGUUGAAAGAUUAGGAUAGUUUCACUAUUCAAAUCAAUAUCGUCAAGUGCAUCAAUACAAGAGGAUUGUGCUAUUUGGGUGCAAGUAUAAACUUGAUGCCUACGUUUGUGUUUCUAAAAUUGUGGCUAGGAGAGCCCAAGACUAGUACCAUAAUGUUGGAAUUAGCUGACCGUUUGGUAGCAAGGUCGGACGGUGGCAUUGAGGAUGUCUGAGUCCAAAUGGGAACUCUGAUUUUACUAGUAUACUUUGUCUCCUUAGAUUUUGAGCCUGACUCAGAGAUCCAUUUUAUUUUAGGAUGCCCAUUCUUAUUUACUAGUGGUGCAUUGAUUGAUGUGGCGGAUGAUAGGAUGACAAUAAGUCUCAUGAAAAAGUAGAGGCUAUGAUGUGUAAAAGGUAAAAAAGUUGUCUGUGAUCUAUGAGCAUUUGUCCACAAUCACGAUCAUUGAUGAAGAAGAAACAACAAAGUAAGUUGAAGCACGAUACCUUUAGAGAGUGUUGAUUGGGUAGGAUAGAGAUGGGGAUUCUAAAGCCAGGAGCUGGCUCGUAUACUAGAUGUCUCAAAUUUGAGUAUGUUGCGUAAUAUUGUGGAACCAUUUAAUAUCUUGGGACCCCCAACCAAGCCGUAAAUUGAGGAAGCACUGAAGUUGGAGUUCAGAGAUCUUCCCUCUCAUAUAAGGUACAUGUUCUUUAAUACUAAUGACAUGUUACCCUUAAUCCUUUCGACUACUUUGUCUGAAGAGCAGGUUGAAGCCUUUCUGAAAGUAAUGAAAAAGAGAAAAAAAGCGCUAGACCCGCAUAUGGCUGACAAACAUGGGAUCAACCCAGACUUGUGUAUACAAAAGAUAUUCAUGGAGGAGGGUAAUAAAUUGAGUUUACAGCCACAAUUCAUAUAGAAUGCAGUUAUGGAAGAUGUGGUACACAAGAAGGUUAUUAACAGGUUAGAAGCAGAGAUUGUGUACCCUAUCUUUGAUAACAAGUGAGUCAUCGCGGAUAUAAUUCACAUAAUUCAUUUAGGUUUACAUAGGUUAACUCUUGAUCAAGAAUAAAUGUCGAAACAAAUGGGAAUACGUUUUCAUCCCACUGAUACGAAGCUAAUCAACUAUCUGAAGAGGUUUUUCAAAGGCGAAUUAUCUUUGAAUCAAGAAUGUCCUAUCUUGUUUGCGGAUAUAUAUGGAGAUCAACCACCAUGGGAGAUAUUUGGAGCUAAUUUUGAAGUGAAAUAUCGUUACUUUAUUACUCCUUUGAAGAAGCGGAGGAUUAAAGAUACAAGGUUUUCUCGAACUUGUGCUAAAGGGAUGUGGAAAGGGCAAACCGGAGAAGAACUUAUAAGGAGGAAUAGUUUGGGGCCUGUGGUAGGGUUUAAGAGAAAGUGCAGGUUUGAAACAAGUGAUCAAUGUGGCCAUAAUAAUAUUUGGUUGAUAAUAGAAUAUCAAGUUGCAGAUAGUUUCUUUAAGAAAAAUAAUCAUAUUAUUAAAGAAGAUUUUGUAGUGUGUCGAAUCAAGAAGAAGAAGAUCAUGGAUAAAGAGAAGAAUGUGGAUCAUGCUAUAGAGGCACAAGAUGGAGAUGUUGCGGGAAUUAUCAAUCCUAUGUUAAUUGAGCCUAAUCAUAAUAACGUCUACUCCACAUGGAAAGAUCUAGUUGGGGUUUUUGAUGAAGUUGAGGCUACAACUACCAAAUUUGAGUCGAAAUACAAUGGAGAAGAGAGAGACAGCGUUGCAAGUACAAGAAGGCAACGGAGUUGAUGAUAUUAGAAGCAAUGAAUUUUAGGAAGAGAUGUGUAAAGUAUUUGAGGACAUUCCUUUUGAUAUUCCUGACGAGGUGUUGCAGAAUUCACACAUUCUACAAGAUAUAUAAAUACCUAUAUAGUUCGAUCCUUAGAUGGAUUAUGUAGUUGAAAAAAUUGUAUAUUCUUCACUUUUGCCCAUAUAUAUAAAUGCCCAUGUUCUGAUUAAAAAAAAGUGAGUCAUCACGGUUCAGAGUGUGCCUAAGAAAGGAGGCAUGGAAUGAAUCACAAAUAAAAAAAAUGAGUUCAUUUCAACCAGGACUGUAAGGCACAUAUUCAUGGAUUAGAUCAAACUAAAUGAGGCCACCGGAAAGGACCACUACCCCAUUUCUUUCAUUGAUCAAAUGUUGGACAUGUUAUGUAGGCAUUGUUUCAUGGAUGACUAUUCGGGAUAUAAUAAAAUUGUGAUUUAAGGUAGAAGACUUGGAGAAAACCACUUUCACUUAUCCGUAUGGGACAUAUGCCUUCAAGUGCAUGUCAUUUGUACUGUGCAAUGCCCCACACACAUUCCAAAAAAGCAUGAUGUAAUUUUUUCAUGAUAUGGUCAAAGAUUUUGUUGAGAUAUUCAUGAUAACUCCUUAGUCUUUGGAUAGUCUUUUGACACGAGUCUGGAAAUAAAUUGAACAAGGUUCUUGCCUGAUGUGAGGAUACCAAUCUCGUCUUAAAUUGUGAAAAAUUCAAUUUUAUAGUGAAGGAUGGGAUUGUACUAGACAAUAAGGUGUCAAAGAAAAGGCUGGAAGUUGAUUGUAUAAGAGUAGAGGUAAUUGAAAAGCUACCCCCAGUCUUUAUUAGAAGGGUGAGUAGCUUACAAGGAUUUCUCUAAGACUACAAGAUUUAUGUGCAUUCUAUUAGAGAAGGAGGUGAAAUUCGUCUUUGAUGAGCAGUGCAUUUGAGCUUUUGAGGCUUUGAAGAAGAAUUUGGUAGGAGCACCAAUUUUGAUUUCCCCAAAUUGGGAUAUUCCUUUUGUGCCGACCUGUGACACAAGUGAUGUGGUUGUAAGAGAAGUUUUAGGGAGAAAUAAGGAUGGAAUAUUUCACUAAAUCUACUAUACGAGCAAAACACUAGAUGCAGCUAAAGACAACUACAUACUGGAUACUAGCCUUGGUCUGUGCCUUUGACAGGUUCAGAUCUUACCUAGUAGGGACUACA
Solanum lycopersicum (tomato) is the source of this 3014-nucleotide messenger RNA. The record is from RefSeq and is a predicted model, not a curated record. Lineage: Eukaryota; Viridiplantae; Streptophyta; Magnoliopsida; Solanales; Solanaceae.